AUGCAGCCUAAUCGGUUAGGACUCGGACUCCGCCCCCCUAUGCCUUCGUAUGGCCAGGGCCCCUCAAUAUCGGCCCUUGCAGCACAACAACAAAUGCACCAUGGCCCGUCCUUCAACUCUCCGCAAUCUAAGCCUACUACGCUCUUCAUUGGGUCAAUAUCAGGCGGGAUAACCGACAGCUUUCUGAAUGAGAUCUUGAAGGCAUGCGGACCCAUCUCGUCGUUCAAGCGACUCAUUACCCCGGCGAACAAGCCUCAAGGGUUUGGUUUUGCGGAGUUCCAAGACCCCGACGGUGCGUUGCGAGCUAUGGCUCUGUUGAACAACGUGGAGCUACCAGCUCUAGAGGACGGUUGUGUGAAUAAAAAGCUUUUGGUCAAGGCGGAUGAACGUACGAAGGUAUUUCUCGACGCGUACGCCGCGCAGAAAAUGCGGACAGAUGCCGACGAUGAAGCCAUGCGGCAGGCCAAAGCCAGGGUCGACGCAAUGGUAGGCGACAUAAACGCGAAGUCGCAGGAAGCGGCGAGCAGUGGGCUCCUGGACCGGGAGAAGUACGUUAUCCCCCCGCAUCUGCACGAUCUGCAGGAGGCCGACCUGCCCGAAACCCAACGCGGUCUCGUCAUGACCGAAAUCGCGCAGUUCCGCGAACGGGCCGCCAAGCGCGAGCGGGAGAAGAUGCGCGACGUACGCGAGCAGAUGCCGACCAUCCUCGCCGCCCCCGCGCCGUCGGGCCCCAAGGUUCGCGAGUGGGGCAAGCCGCAGCUGCAGGGCCAGCCGGAACCGGCGGGCGGCGCGAAGGGCUUCGGGCAGGGUGCGCAAAGCUACAACAAGCCUGUCGGGUUCGUGAGGGCUAUGGACGACGAGAGCACGGUGCCUAACCGUCAAACAUCGGCCCGCCCAGGGAAAACGGACGAGGAGCUCGAGGAGGAACGGAAGGUGGCGAGGCAGCGGGACGAGGAGAACUCUUACAAAGAUCGUGAGCGGCGGUAUGAGCCUCGCGAGCGUGCACGAAUACAGGCUCUGGAGCGGGCUAUCGCUCGGGAACGUGCCAUGAAAGAGGCGGAAGAACGGGACAAGGUCGAGAUGCGAGCCCGGCUCGACGUCUGGGACGACGACGAAAGUGACGAACCGUUUUAUACCGACCGAGCGCGCUGGAGGGGUCUUCGUGCUCGGCGACUGGCGGCGGAGCAGGCGGCGGACGAGGAGUCACGGCUUUACGAGGAGAGGGAGACGGACAACCUCCGGCGCGAGUCGGAGGAGUUCCUCGCGCGGCAGAUGGACGAGAUGCAGGCACUACAGGAGGAGCAGCGCAAAGCGGGGAUGUUGCUUGACGACGGUGCGCCUGUCAAGCUUGCUGUUUCCCUUGCCCCUGUCCCGAAGGACGCUGGCCCCGAGAAGAAGGCAGCAGUAUUCACCCAGGAAGAGGAAGAGGAGGAUGCGAUUCGGAAACGGAAGAUUCCCAUGCCCAAGUUGGAUCUCGCCGAAGGUGGGGAGAAGACGAAGGAAAGGUUGGAGAAGCUGCGGGGAGAGGUGCCACGGGACAAGGAGACACUCUUCAAGGGCAAGGUUCGGUGGGAUGGCGUAUCCGACACUAUGAUCGACCGCAAGCUGGAGCCACUCAUCAAGCAUCAAAUGACGAAGUACCUCGGCGAGCUAGAAGACGACGACCUCAUCAUGUUCGUCCUCGAGCACCUGAAGGACCACAAGAGUCCGCAGAAGAUGAUCGAGGGUCUCGAGCCGGUCCUCGAAGAAGAGGCAUCAGAGUUCGUCAUCAGCAUUUGGCGCCAGAUCAUUUUCGAGAGCAUGGCGUACGGCGAAGGUAUCCACACCGAGAAGAUGAUGGUCGACGAAGACUGA
This is a messenger RNA of Epithele typhae, 1854 nucleotides long. RefSeq lists its product as uncharacterized. Gene Ontology annotation, cellular component: spliceosomal complex. Bases 1 to 1854 code for a protein of 617 amino acids. NCBI's taxonomy places the organism in Eukaryota, Fungi, Basidiomycota, Agaricomycetes, Polyporales, Epitheliaceae. The transcript has 7 exons. Gene Ontology annotation, molecular function: mRNA binding. The record is from RefSeq and is a predicted model, not a curated record. Gene Ontology annotation, biological process: mRNA processing.